Recurvomyces mirabilis is the source of this 465-nucleotide messenger RNA. RefSeq lists its product as uncharacterized. Gene Ontology annotation, cellular component: cytosolic large ribosomal subunit; ribosome. The transcript has 3 exons. Bases 1 to 465 code for a protein of 154 amino acids. Gene Ontology annotation, biological process: translation. The record is from RefSeq and is a predicted model, not a curated record. NCBI's taxonomy places the organism in Eukaryota, Fungi, Ascomycota, Dothideomycetes, Mycosphaerellales, Teratosphaeriaceae. Gene Ontology annotation, molecular function: structural constituent of ribosome.
AUGUCCACCCAAGCCGACAAUCUGAGCCCCGAUCUCAUCUGGCAGGUCGUCCGCAAGAACAACGCCUACCUCGUCAAACGCGCCCAAUCCGGCGGCAUCCAAUUCUCCCGCGAUCCCCUCAACCUCCUGAACAAGCACAGCCGCAAAUAUGCCGGCUUCGUCAACCCCAAGGCCAUUGGCAUCCAGGCCGACGACAACACCGUGUCUAUGACCACAAAAAACGCCUCCCACACUAACCACCCGGCCAAACAACACCACAACGCCUCCUUCUCCUCCACCACCCCAUCCCGCAAACUCUACCGCAGCGUCGUCAACAGCACCGCCAAGAAGGGUUAUCGUUCCGAUCUCCGCGCCGAAGCCGUCGCGCGUGCGUCCGCGAUCAAGUAUUCGCAGAAGGAGAAGAAGGAGCGGGCCGGGGCGAAGCCGAGGGGGGUCAAGGCGAGGAAGGCGGAGGAGAGUUCGUAG